This is a messenger RNA of Saccoglossus kowalevskii, 1410 nucleotides long. RefSeq names its product acid-sensing ion channel 4-A-like. The record is from RefSeq and is a predicted model, not a curated record. Gene Ontology annotation, molecular function: ligand-gated sodium channel activity. Gene Ontology annotation, biological process: sodium ion transmembrane transport. NCBI's taxonomy places the organism in Eukaryota, Metazoa, Hemichordata, Enteropneusta, Harrimaniidae. Gene Ontology annotation, cellular component: plasma membrane.
AUGUGGACUGGAAAUCAAAAGCCUGUCGCAUCGAUCACAGAACCAGAAGAAGGGGAAAGCGCGAUCAAGCGACAGGUGAACGAUCACAGAUGUCAUGGCUUCGAUGGCGUCCGUGCAUUCACACAGGAAACGACAAUGCACGGGAUACGUCAUACGAUGUGUAUCAAUUACAGCCCACACAGAAGAGCGUUAUGGACCGUUUUAUUUCUAAGUACGUGUGUUGGUUUCAUGUUUGCUAUGACGAGGAGCUUCACUCGUUUCAAGGCAUGUCCGGUUAACACAGUAAUGAACAGUACCCGCCUAGGCUCCGUUGCAUUUCCAGCAAUCACUCUGUGCAAUUACAACAGACACCGAGCUAGUGCCAUUAAUGGCACGUGGCUGGAGCUCAUGUUGAAAAGAACAAAAUAUGACAACGCUCAAGACAUUGAGUGGUCUUACAUCACGGCUAAGAAAGACAACUACAAAAACAGAACUGAACAGACAAGGAAAUGGGCGCAUCAGAUAGAUGAAAUGCUAGUUUAUUGUACAUGGGCAACAGACACGGCAUGUAGUGCCAGGAACUUUACUACUGUUAUGACAGAUUUCGGAGUAUGUUACACCUUCAAUCGGCACUUUAGCAAUAUUCUCAGAGUGAAACACCGAGGCAGUAGAUACGGACUGUACCUAGUAAUGAAUGCCCAACAACAUGAAUAUGUACCUCUGAAUAACAACAAUGGUGUCGGAUUCAAGGUGUUGAUACAUGCACAGCAUGAUACUCCUCGUGUAAGUCAGCUGGGUAUGUCUGUGUCACCCGGAAUGGAUGUCACGAUUGCGAUGAGAAUGAAAGAGUUAUGUGUUAUGAUUUCCCGAAUUAUUACAGGUGACAUUCGUGUAUGCAGUGUGCGUGAAUCAUUAACAUGUGUUCAACACGUUAUUAUUACAGGUGACAUUCGUGUAUGCAGUGUGCGUGAAUCAUUAACAUGUGUUCAACACGUUAUUAUUACAGGUGACAUUCGUGUAUGCAGUGUGCGUGAAUCAUUAACAUGUGUUCAACACGUUAUUGCGACCGGUGAUUUCUCAUGUGAAGCACCAUGUCAAGAGAUCUCCUUUGAAUCAAAGCUAAGUUUCGCGUCCUAUCCGGCGAUGUUCGUUUCAAAAAGGAUGAAAACCAAAAACAAUUUGGGAUUUGAUUUCUUAAGAGAAAACUAUGUUGCACUUACUAUAUACAUGGAAGACAUGGUUGUACAUUCAACUACUGAAGAAGAGGCAUAUCCCUAUGACGAUUUCAUUGGUGAUGUGGGUGGACAACUCGGUAUAUUUAUUGGAGCAAGUAUUAUGACUUUAUGUGAACUCUUUAAUUUCAUUGCAAAGUGUCUAUGGCAUAGAUGUUACAAAUACUGUCAGAGAAAGGAUGUUGUUUCGCUACAAUAA